This is a messenger RNA of Rhodotorula toruloides NP11, 1302 nucleotides long. RefSeq lists its product as uncharacterized. Bases 1 to 1302 code for a protein of 433 amino acids. The record is from RefSeq and is a predicted model, not a curated record. The transcript has 5 exons. NCBI's taxonomy places the organism in Eukaryota, Fungi, Basidiomycota, Microbotryomycetes, Sporidiobolales, Sporidiobolaceae.
AUGGCCGCAGACGCCCCACCACCGCUUUCGUUCAUCCUUGGGUCUGUCUGGCCUGGAUACGACGAGUACGACCUCGUACGCAUCAAGCUGAUGCAGCUGGGAAUCGACGAAGGCUUUCCCGUCGAGGAUCUCCCGCUUCCAACCGAGCACUCUCACUGGAACCGACUGGGCCGCGGGCGGCCUUUCCACUUCGGCUGCUGCUACGAGGACAAAGACUCGACUGCACCACCACCUUGCACUUUCCGCGUGGUCCUCGAGCCCCGAGUCGUCGAGGGCAUCCCCAGGACGGUGGUAACGCGGGUUAACACUCAGCAUAACCACGAGGCUCGUCUGGGCUACCUGGACCGAAUGCUUCACAAGCUGGAAGAGGAGACGGAUCUGAAGAAGCGCAAAGCGGAGGUGCGGGACAGGGCCCUUGACCGCCUCGACCACAUCAAGAAGUCGUGGUCGUUCCGGGUCACCUCUGUCGAUCCACCGACUCGCUGGGAGCUCGACGCUGCCUUCGGCGAGCAGAACAUGAUUCUCGAUACCUGGGAGAAGAUGUUCGGGAAGGCGUCUUUUGACGACUUAGUCGAGGCGGCGAAGGAAAAACUUUCGCUGUUCACGCAGAAUGAGCAUGCGGCAGCUCUUGCUCAGAUGAAGCGCUCACAUGAUACGUUCAUCCUGCGGACUCCGCCUGUCACGCCGCCGAAGCGCACUCCUCCGCGACAAGACCUUCCGACGCCGACGCCAGUCGCAUACCAAUCUCCGUCAGCGACGUCGCCAGUCGCUCGCAUUAAGCGUGAAGCAGCCCCGGAACCGUUGGGCCAACCCGAGCGCAAGACACCGCGAAUAGAAGAUGACCGUGCGGAGGCGGCACCGAAGGAGAAAAAGGUGGUUGUCAUCGACUUGUGCGACUCGGAUUCCGAGGGCGAGGAUGUCAAGCCGGCGAUCCAAGUCGGACCUGCUACUCCAACAGAAGCGACAGGGAACGCUGCAGCGCAAGACGUGCACGAAAGCGGCAAGACUGCCGACCCAAAACGUCCUGAAAUUCCGAGCGACCUCGCCGACUUCCUCCGCUCGCUCUCCUGCCCGUUCCCCAUCGAGAAGCACGUCCACCUCUUCGCCCGACCUUCGAUCGAGGUCGACUCGCCGCAACAGUUACGGUACAUCGCGUCGAGGGAGAAUGGCGCGCUCGACGAGCUGUUGGAAGAGCUCGGCAAGGACGUGACGCGAGACAACGGUAUCAUUGAGAAGGGGAUGCCGCGAGUUUGGCGGUCGGCGCUGAGAGACGAGCUGAAGCGAGUAGCACGAGACGAGUAG